AUGGCCAGCGCACCUACGCCAGCCGAGGUCAACGACACUUCCAAUCCGGCGGCCCUCGCGUUGCAGCUGCAACAAGUGCAGCAAAUCCAGCAGCAGUUGCUCAACGCCAACGCGUCGAGAUGCAAACUCCCGCAGUUCUGGAAAGCAGCGCCGGAAGCGUGGUUCGGUCAAGUAGAAUCCAACCUGCAAGCCCAUGGCGUGGACGAUGACCUCAAGCGCUACAACCUGGUCAUCGCAGCACUCGGCGAAGACACUGUCAACGAGCUCUUGGACGUGGUGCAGAAUCCGCCGGCCACUGACAUGUACGCUACGUUGAAGAGACGCAUGCUCGAGCGUUUCGCCCAAACGAAUGAGCAACGUCUACGCAAACUGCUCAACGACAUCAAGCCAGAAGGCAAGAAGCCCUCAGAGCUUCUACGCGAAAUGCGCAUACUCGCAGGCAAGAGCGUCACUGACGAGGCUCUCAAGGUCAAGUGGCUUGCCCUCCUGCCAGCGUCCUCGCAGGGCGUGUUAACCGUGCUCGACGGAGCACUUGACAAAUUGGCGGAAGCAGCCGACAAGUUGGCCGACAUUGCACCAACACCCGCCGUUGCUGCUGUCAAGGCCUACUCUCGCAGCAGCUCUCCUCAUCGCCAAGACCAUGCGAUGGCUAAGGAGAUGGCCAACAUGACCGCCCUCAUGUCACGCCUUUUGGCAACAGCCGAACAAACCAACGAGGCCAUCAGAGUGCUGAGUCAGCAGAGGUCCCAGGGCAGAGGACGCAGCCGCAGCCGCGGGCGCGCUGGCACUCCAGCUACCCAAGCGCAACAGGGCCACUGCUACUACCAUCAGCGCUUCGGAGAUGGAGCACUCAAAUGCGAGAAGCCAUGCGACCACCUCAAGGCCUUAAAAAACUAG
Molecule: messenger RNA, 897 nt
Organism: Phymastichus coffea
Lineage: Eukaryota; Metazoa; Arthropoda; Insecta; Hymenoptera; Eulophidae
Exons: 1
Coding region: 1-897 (298 amino acids)
Source: RefSeq, a predicted model, not a curated record